UUACAGGCUGCAAUGAUGUCGGCAGAAAACGAAACUUAUGGAGCUAGUUGUGUGCUACCGGAUAGUGGUGAUGCUGCCGCUACUGCUCCUACUUCUGCGGCUGCUGACCAUCAGGGCAAUGAUGAUAACGCUUUCAAGAUGCCAAUGCCGCCAGGCAGUGCUGCCAAGCAUAAGCAUCCCAGCUACUGCCUCAAGGGCGAGGUGCCUGGCCACAAGAGCAGCGUUGCAUCGCUGAAAUUCAGCGCGAAUGGCGACUAUUUGGUGAGCGCCUCCGCGGACCGUUCGCUCAAAUUGUGGGACGUGCGAUCGUUCCAAUACAUGCAGACACUGGGAGGAACUUCGGAGGGACAUACGAAUGGCAUCAACGAGGUGGUGUGUUCGCUGGAUGGCAAACUCAUUGGCAGUGCCAGCGAUGACAAAACGUUGAAGCUCUGGGACCCGAAUAGCAAUAGUUGCGUCAAGACCUUGCAGGAACAUGAGAGCAAUGUGUUCUGCUGCUGCUUCAAUCCGCAGUCCAAUCUCAUUGCAUCGGCCAGUUUCGACGGUGCGGUGCACUUGUGGGAUCUGCGCACUGGCAAGCCCCUCAAGGCAGUGCGCGCACAUGGCGAUCCCACUACAUCUGUGGACUUUAACCGCAACGGCAGCCACUUCAUUACGAGCAGCCACGAUGGAUUCGUGCGAAUGUGGGAAACCGGCACUCUGCACCUCGUGAAGACGCUGAUAACUGACGACGACAACCCCGUGGUGGGCCACGCCAAGUACUCUCCCAAUGGCAAAUACAUACUCACAUCCAGCUUUGACAGCACCCACAAAUUAUGGAACUACGAAAAGUCCAAGGUACUGCGCCGAUACACUGGACACCACAACGAGUCCUACUGCCUGAAUGCCAACUUUUCCGUUACGUCCGGCAUGUGGAUUGUGUCGGGCAGCGAGGACAAAUCGCUGUGCAUUUGGAGUCUGCAAACCAGUGAGCUGGUCCAGAAGAUUAGCACAAACGGCGACUUGGUCAUCUGCACCGACUGCCAUCCAAAGGAGAACAUCAUUGCCACUGGUUCCCUGCUGAAGCCCUUCACCAUCAAAGCAUGGAAGACCUGUGAUUAGCCAGUUGCAGUAGGAAACUUUAAACACUUUGCUGGCGCUAAGCGCCAUGCCAAUCCGUACAAAUUGAGCAAAUAAACCGAUUAAAAUUGA
Molecule: messenger RNA, 1191 nt
Organism: Drosophila subobscura
Lineage: Eukaryota; Metazoa; Arthropoda; Insecta; Diptera; Drosophilidae
Product: WD repeat-containing protein 5
Exons: 1
Coding region: 13-1101 (362 amino acids)
Biological process (GO): ribosomal large subunit assembly
Cellular component (GO): nucleolus
Molecular function (GO): protein binding
Source: RefSeq, a predicted model, not a curated record